Larimichthys crocea (large yellow croaker) is the source of this 1681-nucleotide messenger RNA. RefSeq names its product G protein-coupled receptor kinase 7b (gene grk7b). The record is from RefSeq and is a predicted model, not a curated record. The coding region runs from base 1 to 1659 and encodes 552 amino acids. NCBI's taxonomy places the organism in Eukaryota, Metazoa, Chordata, Actinopteri, Sciaenidae. Gene Ontology annotation, cellular component: cytoplasm. The transcript has 4 exons. Gene Ontology annotation, biological process: regulation of signal transduction; protein phosphorylation; signal transduction. Gene Ontology annotation, molecular function: rhodopsin kinase activity; ATP binding.
AUGUCAAAGAAAACAUUCAAUACGAGCGACCUGUUGGGAUUGGACAACCUGGUGGCCAACACGUCCUACCUGAGGGCUCAGAAUUUGGAUCGCAGUGAGCUGAGGAAGCUAAGACUCACCCUGUCGCUGCCCAAACCAAAGAAAUCCUCUGAACUAGAGUUGGCGGUGGGGGGGAAGUACGUGUCACUGUGUGAGCAGCAGCCUAUUGGGAGGAAGUUGUUCCAGCAGUUUCUCCAGUCCUCUAACCUGCAGUAUGUGGCCGCUGCUGAGUUCCUGGAGGAGCUGAGUCACUGGAGCUUUGCUGAAGAUGAAACUAAAGAGGAGGCCAAACGGAGCAUCCUCGCUAAGUUCUGCCAACCUGAAUCCAAAAGUUUCCUCUCCUAUCUCACAGGAGAGGAAGCUCAAAGAUGCAAGGCGUUAUCAGACAAGAACUUUAAUGAGGAGACAAUAAACCAGAUAAAAGAAGCCACGAGGGACUUCCUGAGAGGGAAACCUUUCUCGGAGUAUCUGAAAAGCCCCUUUUUUUAUAAGUUCCUGCAGUGGAAGGAGUACGAGAAGCAGAAGAUCACUAGGAGAUACUUUUAUGAGUUUAGGACAUUGGGAAAAGGGGGCUUUGGCGAGGUGUGUGCAGUGCAGGUGAAACACACAGGCCAAAUGUAUGCCUGCAAGAAGCUGGAUAAGAGACGCUUGAAGAAGAAAGGUGGCGAGAGGUUAGCUCUUCUGGAGAAGCAGGUCCUGGAGAAGGUCGACAGCCUCUUUAUCGUAAACUUGGCCUACACUUUCGACACCAAGAUCCACCUGUGCCUAGUCAUGGACCUCAUGAACGGAGGAGACCUCAGGUUCCAUAUUUACGAGCUUGGGGAGCGGGGUAUCCGUAUGGAUCGUGUUGUUUACUACACGGCACAGAUAACCACUGGGAUACUCCACCUGCACUCCCUGGACAUUGUGUACCGUGAUAUGAAGCCUGAGAACGUGCUCCUGGACGCUAAAGGGCAGUGUCGGCUGUCAGACCUCGGGUUGGCUGUGGAGCUGCCAAAAGGCAAAACAAUCUGCCAGAUGGCUGGUACGACAGGUUAUAUGGCUCCUGAGAUUCUGAGGCAGGACAACUACAACUCAUCUGUGGACUGGUGGGCUCUGGGCUGCAGCAUCUAUGAGAUGGUGGCCGCUCGUUUGCCUUUCAAAGACUUCAGAGAGAAAGUGCAGAACGAGGAGGUGACUCGCCGCACUCUGGAGGAGGAGUGCAAGUUUGAACACAAACGCUUUGAUGCUCCCACCAAAGAUAUCAUCAGCCGUUUUCUCAGGAAGAAGGCACAGCAUCGCCUUGGGAGCCGGGGUGAUGAUCCACGAAAAAACCCAUUUUUCAAAAGCGUCAAUUUCCUUCGUCUGGAGGCCGGACUAGUGGAGCCCCCCUGGGUGCCAAAAUCCAACGUGGUCUACGCCAUGAACAUGAACACAUUCAGGGACAGCACUGAGGUGGAAAACAUUAAGUUCAAUGACAAGGAUGAGAAAUUCUUCAAGGAGUUCAGCACAGGUGCCGUCUCCGUGAAGUGGCAGAAGGAGAUGAUUGACAGUGGACUCUUUGACGAACUGAACGACCCCCAACAGAACGGCCACGGCUGUGAGACUGUGGAGACAUCCAGGGCGUGCAUCAUUUUGUAAGCGUUCUCAUUUAUAUGUACAA